Molecule: messenger RNA, 2720 nt
Organism: Mycena citricolor
Lineage: Eukaryota; Fungi; Basidiomycota; Agaricomycetes; Agaricales; Mycenaceae
Source: the annotation of a GenBank genome assembly
CGCAGCGCUAGACAGCCACCGGUCAUGAAACCUGAGAUAAUGGCAUUCCAGGCAUCCUCUUUCUGCCUGUAUCCCUUCACUGCGCAGUCGAAAGUGGAAAACAAUCCUCCCCAAAUUCCGAAAUUGCCUCCGACAACGGGUGCGCGAGCCUUCAUGGAGGCAAUAGCACCCACGAAACGUUCCCCCUGGACAUGCUUAGAGACCGGAGCUCCUUCAUGGUACGACUGCUUACUCGCGGAGAGUUUCUUGAGCCCUUAAUGCCAUACCAUAUCCCUCCACCAACUGCACCCAUGGAAAAAGCGCCGCCGAAAUCAUUCAGGAUGACCCAUGGGCUAGACAAACGGAGAUGAGACCAAGAAGGAAUGGACUGCAGACACUGUGUACCAGGGAUCGCGGGUGUGGUCAGCGUGGGCCAUGAGAGGUCAAGCAAGAGAAAUUUUAGAGAUGUUUCUGCUUACGUGUGCAAACUUUGGGUCUGGAUCACGUGUGGCGCGUUGUUGUGGACGUUAACGGUUUGUGGCCGACCUCAAGCUGCACUGUAUGUUGCUCUCAACGACGCUCCGAACAUGAACGUCUCCGUCUAUCGCGACGUCUGGAGGCCAUAUAUUGAAAUCCCGCCCUCCCCGUAUCGAAUCCCUCGCGCCUCGCCACAGAAUCACACUACUGUCAAAGAGAACGAUCAUUCAGCCAUGUCCUAUUCAACGUUCGAUUCCGGAGUCUCGUCUUCCUCGACGCUGAAGCGAAAGCUCCCAAGCGAGUUUCCGAUGCAACAGCUUCCUGCUCCCGCGGCAUUUCUCAAGAAGGCUAGACUCGAGCCCGUUCUGCCAUCAGUCACCCCGCCUGCUGAGGUGAUCAAAGCCCAUACAUAUUGCCACCAAUGCAGCAAGAAACGCGACAAAGACGAUUGCGCGCAUUGCAACCAUAUCAAGGUCGACAUGAUCGCGAACGACAAACCAUUCAAGACGCGUCGGUGUCACAACAAAUAUUGUCGGUCUUGUCUCAAGAACAGAUACGAUGAGGAUUUGGAUGCCAUCAAGUCGCGCCUCGCGCCAGAUGAAUAUGAAAGCAGCCGCAUGGGAGAGGGCUACAACUACACAUGUCCGAGAUGCCGUGACGCGUGUAAUUGCUCUCGUUGUCGAAAGGCCAAGGGCUUGGAAGCCACAGGGAAACUCGCGAAUCCGGCGAAUGCAGCCAAUGGAACAAGAACACAUUCUCAAGGCAAAGCGAGCAAGCUGCAAGGUAGCUCGAGGACCACAGCGAAAACGAUCGGAGCUGUUCCAACACUGAAAUGGACAAAGUUGCGAAUGGAACUCUCAGUGGAGGAAGCCGAGUCUCGAAUGCACAUCCGUGAAUUUGUUUUGCGAUUCUUCUCAAAGUCGAUGACAAAAUCGCAUCUCGAAGAGCUGGAUUGCAUCGGUGGGAAUGGCCGAGCUCGAUACGAGGACGGGGAACUGGUGCCCUGGAUCAGUGAACCGUGUCUGAAGUCUGUGCUCAUCGCCUUCCUGUCGGUGCUCCACGAAGAGGAGACGAACGCCGCCAUCAAGAGGACGAUUCACGUUGCCAUCAAGGACUUGAAGGGGGCCGGUGUGGGCCUGGGCAAGAUGUGGCAGAUCCUUUCAUCUACAAGGGAUGCUCUCGAUGCAUCAGAGCCUGGCUCAGACGAUGGGAACGAGUCGGACGAAUCAGAAACGGUCCCCUCGUUCCCAGAUCCUAUGCCUUUGCCGGACUCCGCGAUCAGCAACUCACGCCGCACUCGAAGUACGGGCUCGUUCAUCGUUGACACCGUUCAGAUGAUCCCCGUGGUGCUGGGUCUGAUAGAUGCGGUCUUGGAGACGUCGGUGAUCCGAACCGAGUUGGACAAUGGCGCGAAAGAGAGCAAGGACGUGAGCCGCGAUGUCAAAGAUGCGAUCAGACACGCCAAUGACUUGUGGGACAAGUCGAGGAAGGAUACGGACAAUGUACAGGGUGGAGAGUUCAAGGCAAAACGUGAUGCUCAUAGGCAGCUCCUGCUGGACAUCGAAGGGGCCGGAAAGGUCGUGAUGCAUCGCUCCAACCCUCGAUUUGCUCCCCUUGGCAGCGACCGAGACGGGCGAGUCUACUACGCCCUUUCGCCGAAUGUGACCGAUUCGGAAUCUGCCCAAGAGUUCAUUGGUCUCAUGUCAGCUGACGAUGACGAUGCGGCCCGCAACGCGAAAAGCCGUCGUAAGAAGCGACCGAAACGCGAGGAAGAACGCAGCGCUCUUCGGGAGUGGUCGUGGCUGGUCGCGAUCUACGGCAAAAAACCUCCAAUACAACCAGGUCUGCUGCCCUUCAAACCACUGGCAGAGGACAGUCAAGACAAUGAUGACUCUGAUGACGAUGAGACGACGAACAAAUGGUGGGCCAUCUGGCAACCGGCUGAAGUCAGGAAAUUGGCGACCUGGCUCACAAUCACUUAUCGUCUCGGCGACGACUCUAUUUCCUCCCCCUCGACCAGUACCGCCAGUUCACCAUCGUCGGACUCGUCUUUCAACGACCGGCCUAUCCGUAUGUCUCCACACGCCUCGCGAUCUGAACUUCUCUCUCUGGUCUCUCAACUGCAGGAUUAUGCGAUGUCCUUGGACUUCCGACUGCGAGAAGGUGAUCUGGUGCCUGCCCUAAACACGGAGUCAGACCCAAAGGGGUAGUUGAAGGCCUAGCUCAUCACACUCAUUCAUACCCACUGCUGUAUCUUUCCUGUA